Orycteropus afer afer is the source of this 1086-nucleotide messenger RNA. NCBI's taxonomy places the organism in Eukaryota, Metazoa, Chordata, Mammalia, Tubulidentata, Orycteropodidae. The record is from RefSeq and is a predicted model, not a curated record.
AUGUAUCUUUCAUUACAGGGACUACUGACCUUCAGGGAUGUGGCCGUAGAGUUCUCCCGGGAGGAGUGGGCGUGCCUGGACCCUGCUCAGAGGGCUCUGUACAGGGACGUGAUGUUGGAGAACUACAGGAACCUGGUCUCGCUCGAAAAACCACAUAAAUGUAAUGUGUGUGGCAAGAUGUUUAAUCAAAAUUCUCACCUUCGUUCAUACCUUUGGGAUCAUGAGAGAAUUCAUACUGGAGAGAAACCAUACAACUGUACUGAAUGUGGCAAGGCCUUUAGGCAGUGGUCUAGCCUCAGGAUUCACCGAAGAGUUCACACUGGAGAGAAACCUUACAGAUGCAAUGAAUGCGGCAAAGCCUUUAAACAGUAUUCACACCUCACUAAGCAUAAGAAUAUACAUCCUGGAGAGAAACCACACAAAUGUAAUGUGUGUGGCAAGGCUUUUAGUCACAAUUCAAGUCUUAUGAAACAUGAGAGAAUCCAUAGCAGAGGGAAGCCACACAAAUGUAAUGAAUGUGGUAAAGCUUAUAUCCAAAGUUCAAGCCUUGUCGAACAUCAGAGAAUUCAUACUGGUGAGACACCUUACAAAUGUAAUGAGUGUGGCAAAGCUUUUCCCGUACAUUCAAGCCUUAAUAAACAUAAGAGAAACCAUAUGGGAGAGAAGCCUUAUAAAUGUAAUGACUGUGGCAAAGCCUAUACCCAGUCUUCACGCCUUACUCGACAUCAGAGAAUCCAUACGGGAGAAAAACCAUAUAAAUGUAAUGUAUGUGGCAAGGCCUUUAGUCAAAACUCAAACCUUAUAACUCAUCAGAGAAUUCACACUGGAGAGAAACCGUACAAGUGUACUGACUGUGACAAAGCUUUUAAGCAGUACUCAAGCCUCACUCGACAUCAAAAUAUACAUCCUGGAGAGAAGCCUUACAAAUGUAAUGUGUGUGGUAAGGGACUGUUGACAUUCAAGGAUGUGGCCGUAGAGUUCUCUCAGGAGGAGUGGUCAUGCCUGGCCCCUGCCCAGAGGGCUCUGUACAGGGACGUGAUGUUGGAGAACUACAGGAACCUGGUCUCGCUCGAUCCUGGUCCUUAA